Molecule: messenger RNA, 287 nt
Organism: Symbiodinium pilosum
Lineage: Eukaryota; Dinophyceae; Suessiales; Symbiodiniaceae
Source: the annotation of a GenBank genome assembly
UGCCUCCUCUGCCGCCGAUGCCGCAGGAGGACAAGCCUCCCUUCUUCGCGCGCGUGACCGACUUUUGCUCCUCCGGCCUGAGCUUCGACAAGCGGGCCUGGGGCCCGCGACUGGAGGGCAAGGACAUCAAGGUCGAUGUCUACGAGAAGAUGGGAAUGGUGAAGUCAGCGCCUGUGAAGAGCAUUACUGACCCGUAUGCGCCGGGCAGCAAGUGGGAACCCGCUGUGACAACGUCAUAUGAGCUCUGUCUCAACUUGGAGUAUGAGAUUUUAGAGAACAUGGUUUGA